This is a messenger RNA of Tripterygium wilfordii, 2156 nucleotides long. Its product is annotated as pentatricopeptide repeat-containing protein At3g62470, mitochondrial-like. The transcript is spliced from 2 exons. The record is from RefSeq and is a predicted model, not a curated record. NCBI's taxonomy places the organism in Eukaryota, Viridiplantae, Streptophyta, Magnoliopsida, Celastrales, Celastraceae. Gene Ontology annotation, molecular function: protein binding. The coding region runs from base 561 to 1925 and encodes 454 amino acids.
AAAUCAUACCUAAUUACCAAUACAUUACUUGGCUAGCCUCCACCCGUCCACCGGAACCACUUCACCGAGUUCUUUCGUCUCCACCGUCCACUGCUCUUUUAUGGCCGCUUCAUGACUUUUUCUCUAAGGAAAUCCAUAAGCACUUCAAUCUUGCUCCGUCGUCACUGCAAACACCCAAGACUCGGAUCAAGUUUACAGAACUUAAAUGGCGAACCCACAGAGCUACUCUCUCUCCAUCAGAGACAAAACCGAAGAGGAAUACGACGUCAAAGAGAGCAAGUGUGCCUUCCUGGCGAGCUUUAGCAUCACCCAAUCCUGAAUUUAGUUUCCAAGUAUCGGAAUUUACUUCUCGAGGGUUCUGUAGCUUCGGAGUCCAUGACGCAGAUUCCGAUGCCGGAACUGAUUCUAAUUCUGAAAAUGAUGAAAGAUUUGACGGCGGAUGUGAGGAAGAUACUUGUGGUGGUGAAACUGAAAGCGAUAGGGUGAAGUCUAGCUCAGAUCCUGAGGAGGUAAAUAGGGUAUGCAAGGUGAUCGACGAAUUGUUUGCGUUGGAUAGGAACAUGGAGGCUGUUCUUGAUGAACUUAGGAUCAACUUAUCGCAUGAUCUUGUGGUGGAUGUGUUGCAACGUUUCCGUCAGGCAAGAAAGCCCGCGUUUCGGUUCUUCAAUUGGGCGGGGCAGAAACCUGGGUUUGCUCAUGAUUCCAGGACUUACAAUGCAAUGAUGAAUAUAUUGGGAAGGACGAAGCAGUUUGAGACAAUGGUGUCUAUGCUUGAAGAGAUGGCUGAGAAACGGCUUCUGACAAUGGAGACAUUUACAAUUGCAAUGAGAGCUUUUGCUGCUGCAAAAGAGAGAAAGAAAGCUCUUGGCAUAUUUGAGUUGAUGAAGAAGCACAAAUAUAAAGUUGGUGCUGAUACUAUCAAUACCUUGCUUGAUAGUCUUGGGAAGGCAAAACUUGGAAAAGAAGCUCAGGCUAUUUUUGACAAGUUGAAAGAAAGGUUUACCCCUAAUUUGAGCACUUACUCAGUGCUGCUUAAUGGUUGGUGUCAAGUGAAGAAUUUGAUGGAGGCAGGGAGAGUUUGGAAUGAGAUGAUUGACAAAGGUUUUAAGCCUGACAUUAUUGCUCAUAACACUAUGCUCGAAGGGCUUUUGAAGAGUAAAAAGAGGUCUGAUGCCAUCAAGUUGAUUGAGGUUAUGAAGGCCAAGGGACCUACACCUAAUGUUAGGAGUUAUACAAUUUUGAUUCGUAAUCUGUGUAAGCAAAGAAACAUGAGGGAGGCGGUUGAGUACUUUGUUGAAAUGCUGGACUCUGAGUGCCAACCCGAUGCUGCAAUUUAUACAUGUUUAAUCACAGGGUUUGGGAAUCAAAAGAGGAUGGACAUGGUCCAUGGAUUAUUGAAGGAGAUGAAAGAGAAGGGUUGCCCACCAGAUGGCCAAACUUACAACGCAUUGAUUAAAUUGUUGACGAGUCAGCGUAUGCCAGAUGACGCAGUGAAGAUAUACAAGAAGAUGAUUCAGAGUGGAAUUGAACCUUCAAUCCACACUUAUAACAUGAUAAUGAAAUCCUACUUCCAGGCAAGGAACUAUGAAAUGGGUCGUGCCGUAUGGGAUGAAAUGAGUACUAAUGGUUGUUGCCCUGAUGAUAAUUCGUAUACAGUGUUCAUUGGAGGGCUUAUAAGUCUGGGAAGAUCAGGAGAGGCUUGUAAAUAUCUUGAGGAAAUGAUAGAGAAAGGAAUGAAAGCUCCACAACUUGACUACAACAAGUUUGCAGCUGAUUUCUCAAGAGCUGGGAAGCCUGAUGUACUUGAGGAGUUGGCUCAAAAGAUGAAGUUCUCUGGGAAGUUUGAAGUUUCCAAUGUCUUUGCAAGAUGGGCUGAGAUGAUGAAGAAAAGGGUUAGGAGAAGAGAUCCAGUUAGAAGUCCUUGACACUGAGCCUACUUUUUUCCUAGAUUAAGUCUGGUUUUAUUGCAAGACUUGAAAGGGAAGCAUCUGGUGUGGUUAUGAUUAUGAACUGCUCACUGAAUUUUUUUCGAUCUGCAUAUGAGUGUGCUGUAUAUUUUUCUUAAUGUUAUUUCCGUGAUUCUCCUCACAAGGCUACUUCUUUUCAUUUUUUUUCAGACAUUACUGUUUUUAUGCAAUGCGAGGUAUUUCUUGGUU